Molecule: messenger RNA, 1411 nt
Organism: Schistocerca gregaria
Lineage: Eukaryota; Metazoa; Arthropoda; Insecta; Orthoptera; Acrididae
Product: DNA/RNA-binding protein KIN17-like
Exons: 2
Coding region: 301-1278 (325 amino acids)
Biological process (GO): DNA damage response; DNA replication
Cellular component (GO): nucleus
Molecular function (GO): double-stranded DNA binding
Source: RefSeq, a predicted model, not a curated record
AUUGUCGUAUACUUAGCGAUACGCGUUGGAGGCUGAGGGCCGGAAAUCGCGGCAUCGGUGUCAUAGGAAAGCGCGAUGGCGGACUUUCAUAAGGCGAUAGCGAAGGCAAUCAAGGCAAGUCAGAGUCUUUAGGAUGCGAAGGGGCGUCGGUUGAGAGAUGUGUGUGCCAAGGGCUUGCAGAAGCUGCGGUUUUGGUGCGAGCUAUGUCACAAGCAAUGCAGGGACGCGUGCGGGUACAAGAACCAUUGCACGACGGAGGGUCAUUUGAGGAGGGUGCGCGUGUUUUCGCAGAACCCGAACAUGUUUUUGGACCAGUAUUCGAGGGAGUUUGAGAAGACGUUUAUGGAUUUGGUGCGCCGUCGGUUCCGGUUCAAGAGCAUUUUGGCGAAGCGAGUGUACAACGAGUUCAUUCAAGACCGGGAGCACGUGCACAUGAACGCGACGAGGUGGGAGACGUUGACGGAGUUCGUGCUGUACCUCGGGAAGGCGGGUCUGUGCGAAGUGACGAAUACGGAGCAGGGGCUGGUGAUUAGGUACAUAGACAGGGACCCGGCGAGGAAGGCGAGUCAGGAGGCGAUGAGGAUGAGGGAGAAGGAGGAGCUGAACGCCGAGCAGAGGCGGCAAAAGAGGUUGGAGGCGCAGAUGAGGGCGUACAAGGAGUUGUACGGGGAGGAGGGUGACGCGGAGGCGGUCGCGGGUGAGGAGGAAGAGGAUCCGGAGGGUUCGCCCCCGGAAAAGAAAGUUUGCCCGGCGACGGAGUCGGAAGAGCCGAAGACGGGCGCUGAGCCGAGCGUUUGUUUUUCGAUUUGUCAGCCCAAGCCGGUCGUGAAGCAACCGCCGUUGCUGUCGCUGUCCGCGGCGCCGAGCGCGCCGGCGCCGGCGCCCACGACGCUGGACGAGCUCCGAAUCGAGCAAGAGCGGCGCAAGGAGCAGCUGGGGCCGCAGAGACGACUGGCUGCACGUCGACAUAGUCGUGAAGAUCAUGAACAAGGAGGUCGGGGACGGCGCGUUCUACAGGCGGAAGGCGGUGGUGGAGCGCGUGCUCGACAAGUAUUUGGCGGUGGUGAAGCUGCUGGACGGCCCGGAAAGGCUCAAAAUCGACCAGGACGACCUAGAAACGGUCUUGCCCCACUUGGACGGGGACGUUCUGGUCGUCAACGGCGCCUACCGAGGCGAGAGGGCGGCGCUGAAGCAGUGCCUGCUGGACGAGGAGGCGGCGGUCGUCCUCCUGAAGACGGGCGCGAGCGCCGGGAGCCGCGUGGUCAAGGGAUACGAUGACAUCUCAAAGGCCUACGACCGCGAGGGCGCCCCGCAGACAAAGGCCCGAUGAGAGGAGAGAUACGUAUGCAUACAUAUGUAUGGGGAUAUAUAUAUAUAUAUGUGUGUACAUAAUAAAUGUGUAUAGAAAGGG